UUCUGAAGGGCAUUUGCUGAGACAGUUUGGACAGCGUAAUGGGCAUCUUACGUAGGUUAUUAAUUCUCUUACGUAGAUAAGGAGAUCAAUGCUCAAGGCGGAGCAAUUCAAUAUCAAUGGGAAUACAAACACUGAAGAGCAAACAAAAGGAGGCAAAACGGCAGGGAUUGGUCAAUUGAGUUGAAAUAGGAAACAACUUCGCGCGCUCGUAAAGCACUUCUCCAGAUCAGGACCAUGGAGAGCUCUAAACUGUGGACGAGAGCGGUAGUUUGUACAGCGCUGCUGUCCAUCCUAUGUGGUGCUGAAACGAACGACUCAGAAAUUGAAGUGGAUUUGGAAACGAGAAACAUUCACGACUUCUAUCCACAAAAUCCGAAUCUAACGAACGAAAAACGUCUUCUUGGAGCUCUACACGAAGUUCUAAAAAAACUGCAGACCAAAAGAAUUAAUCCAUGGGAAAAGAAAUUUGGACAAGUUCCCACUUGCGACGUGGGGGAGCAUUGCGCAGUGAGGAAAGGUGCUCGAAUCGGCAAAAUGUGCGACUGUCCACGGGGAGCUUUCUGCAACUUCUUUCUGUUGAAGUGCUUGUGAAUGGAGGUUUAUUUGAUUCAAUCCCCUAUCAUUGUGUUAUUUAAAAGAGGGAUAAUAAUGUAACAUAUGUCAUUAUUUUUAUGAAUAUUUUUCAAAUACAGGCGGACUAUAAUUGUCAAUGUUAUGGUGGGACCACCAAUUAGAUAAUGGUACAUCCUAUCGUUUCCUGGAGUUAGAUUAAACAUUUGUGUCACCUAAGUGUUACUGAGCUCUCUAUAUUGUGCAAUAAAGUGUCACAACUUCUUUCGUAA
Molecule: messenger RNA, 842 nt
Organism: Oncorhynchus nerka (sockeye salmon)
Lineage: Eukaryota; Metazoa; Chordata; Actinopteri; Salmoniformes; Salmonidae
Gene: cart2
Product: cocaine- and amphetamine-regulated transcript 2
Exons: 3
Coding region: 235-591 (118 amino acids)
Biological process (GO): cellular response to starvation; G protein-coupled receptor signaling pathway; negative regulation of appetite
Molecular function (GO): neuropeptide hormone activity
Source: RefSeq, a predicted model, not a curated record